Molecule: messenger RNA, 888 nt
Organism: Striga hermonthica
Lineage: Eukaryota; Viridiplantae; Streptophyta; Magnoliopsida; Lamiales; Orobanchaceae
Source: the annotation of a GenBank genome assembly
AUGUUGGAUUCAGAAUCCGGACCGCUCGGGACCGUCGCCAACACGUUCGAGGAGCUCGAACCGGAGUACGUGAGGCACUACGCGCAAGUUAAAGGGAAAAAGGUUUGGUGCAUUGGGCCCGUUUCAUUGUGCAACGAGGAUGAGUUGGAUAAGGCCCAACGUGGAAAACGAGCCUCGGUCGAUGAGCACGAGUGCCUGCAGUGGCUCGGUUCCCAAGAACCGGGCUCGAUCGUUUACGUCUGCCUCGGGAGUAUGUCCCGUCUGGCCGCCGCUCAGCUCGUCGAGCUCGGUUUAGGGUUGGAGGGUUCUGGCCGGUCAUUCGUUUGGGUCGUGAUGAACGUGCCGGAUGAGUUCGAAAAGUGGUUCGGGGACGAGAAGUUCGAGGAGAAGGUUAAGGGGAGGGGGCUUUUGAUCCGCGAGUGGGCCCCGCAAGUGUUGAUACUCGACCACCCGUCAGUCGGGGGUUUUCUGACGCACUGCGGGUGGAACUCGACGCUCGAGGGGGUGGUGGCGGGGGUGCCGAUGCUGACGUGGUCGGUGUUUGCGGAGCAGUUUUCGAACGAGAAGUUCAUUUUGAGUGUUGCGAAAACCGGGGUGAGGGUGGGAGUCGAGGUGCCGGUUGCUUCCGGAGAGGAAGAGAAGGUGGGAGUUCAGGUAAGGUCGGAGGGGAUUAAGGCGGCAAUCGAGGAGUUGAUGGAUGGAGGAGAGAGAGGGGCGGAGAGGAGAGAAAGAGCUCGGGAGCUCAGGAAAAUGGCGAAGAGGGCUAUUGAGGAAGGGGGCUCAUCGUACAUUAACUUGACGCGGCUUAUAAAUGACGUCUCUCUAAGGGGGGUUGAUGAUUGUGGUGAUGAAUAUGGGAAUGGUGAAGUGAAAAAGUUGGAUCAAUGA